Molecule: messenger RNA, 2130 nt
Organism: Lacerta agilis (Sand lizard)
Lineage: Eukaryota; Metazoa; Chordata; Lepidosauria; Squamata; Lacertidae
Gene: MFSD8
Product: major facilitator superfamily domain containing 8
Exons: 12
Coding region: 166-1761 (531 amino acids)
Biological process (GO): transmembrane transport
Cellular component (GO): lysosomal membrane
Molecular function (GO): transmembrane transporter activity
Source: RefSeq, a predicted model, not a curated record
ACCUCACUGCUUGAAGGGGAAGACGCGGAGUAAAGGAAAGGAGGGUGGCUGUGGGCGUGUGUGGAAUGGCGUGAUUCCCGUCGCACCCAUUCCUUUCUUCCUGAUAGCGUAUCUGCUCCGUCUGCCUUCGCUGCUGCUGCUGAUGUUCUUCUUCGUAAGUCGACCAUGGCCGACGAUGCUGUUUGGGAAGCUGUGCCUGAAGGGCAGGAGGAGCCUUUGCUGGACCCCCGGACCCACAGUUGGAGAUCUGAUGGUGUUUUGGAAACCCUACAGCAUUACAAUAGCCGAUGGAGAUCCAUUCGGAUAAUGUAUCUCACAAUGUUCUUCAGCAGUGUUGGUUUUUCUAUUGUGAUUAUGUCAAUAUGGCCCUAUCUUCAACAGAUAGAUAAAACUGCAGAUCCAAGUUUCCUGGGCUGGAUUAUUGCUUCAUAUAGCAUUGGUCAGAUGAUAGCUUCCCCCUUCUUUGGCGCAUGGUCCAAUUACAGGCCAAGAAGAGAGCCUCUUGUAGUUUCAACUACCAUUUCAGUGGCUGCUAACUUUCUUUAUGCCUAUGUCCAUUUACCUACAUCACACAACAAAUACUACAUGCUGGUUGCUCGAGCUCUGGUGGGGUUUGGCGCAGGAAAUGUAGCAGUAGUUCGGUCAUACAUUGCUGGUGCCACCUCUCUUACUGAAAGAACUAGUGCGAUGGCAAACACUAGUGCUUGUCAAGCAGUGGGUUUCAUACUGGGACCAGUUUUUCAGACCCUCUUUACGCUUAUUGGAGAACAAGGAGUCACAUGGAGAACCAUUCAUUUUCAGAUAAACAUGUACACCACACCAGCUCUAUUUGGAGCUCUCCUAGGAAUCAUCAACAUUGUUUUGAUAUUUGCUAUGUUUAGAGAACAUCAUGUAGAUGACGUGGGAAGACCACAAAGCAGCAUUAACUUCGAAACUGAAGAAAAUGAACAAAGGAGUCAAGAUAGUCAAGCAAACAUUGACCAUGUGGCUGUUGUAUCAACAAACCUUCUUUUCCUUGUUAUCUUAUUUGUUUUUGCAGUCUUUGAAACCAUAGCCACACCGUUGACAAUGGAUAUGUAUUCCUGGACCAGGAAAAAAGCAGUGUUUAUCAAUGGAUUAAUCCUUGGUGCAGUUGGCAUUGAAUCUGUCAUUGUGUUUUUAGCAGUUAAAGUACUUUCCAAAAGGACUGGUGAACGUGCUAUACUUUAUGGAGGCCUAGUGAUUAUCUUGGUUGGAUUCUUUGUCUUACUACCUUGGGGACAACAGCUACCUAAUAUCCAGUGGGAAGACAUAAAGAAUAAUUCUAUUCCAAGAAUGACUUUUGGUGAAAGCUUUGCCUCUCUCCGGACAAUAGAAUGGAUGCUUCCAUCCAGUAAUACUACUGAAGCAACAGGAUGUCCUAUGUUACAGUCCUGGUGCCUCUAUACUCCAGUCAUCUAUUUGGGCCAAUAUAUCACUACUGUCAUUCUACUAGGACUUGGUUAUCCAGCCUGUAAUGUCAUGUCUUACACUUUAUAUUCAAAAAUCAUAGGACCAAAGCCCCAGGGUGUCUACAUGGGCUGGUUGACUGCCUCUGGAAGUGCUGCACGUAUACUUGGUCCAGUCUUUGUCAGUCAACUCUACACGUACUUGGGACCCCGCUGGGCAUUCAGCUUAAUAUGUGGAAUUGUUCUUCUCUCUCUCUUACUUUUGGAAAUUGUGUACAAGAGACUUGUUGCAUUUUCUGUCCUAUAUCAGAGACUUCAAGAGCAGACUUCCUAGUUGUGGGUAACUAUUGUUCAAUCUUGAUUAUUAUUAUUUUUGUAGCCAGUGUGUCCUAUAGAAAUGCUAUGUUUUACUGCUGAUAAUUUAUUGUCAGACAUAUCACUGGUACUGAACUGAACAUGAUAAUGAAACAGUUUUGAUGCAUAUAGUUCCAAAAGUUCACACACUAAUUCUCCUUACUGUGGUAGUUUACUUCUUAAAAUGCCUUGAUUCUGUGAAUCAGGUCUUAUUGAAAGUGUUUUUCAAACACAACUUGAAAAAGCUUUGUAUUUAGUCACUUUUAUAAUUAGCUACCUCUUCUAAAUUUUAACGAGUGCUUUCUAACAUGACUUAGCAGAAACUAAUAAAUUGUCUCACUUAAAAGUA